AUGGAGAAAGAAGCAUUGGAUGUAUUGAAGUUAAUUCUUCAGAAACGUGCUGGAAGACGUGGCCGUGGAAGAGGCAGGGCCAGAGGUGGAGCGAUUAAUCGGUUCCAGCAGGCGCCACCGUGGCCACAGCAAACAUGGCCCCAACAACCAUGGCCCCAACAAUCAUGGCCCCAACAACCAUGGCCCCAACAAACAUGGCCCCAACUACCAUGGCCCCAGCAAGCCCAGCCGCAGUAUGCCUGGGCCUGGCAACCUCAGUAUGCUGCUGCACCACAGGCUGCUGUACCACAGGCUGCAGUUGCUGCCCCACAGCCUGAAGCUGCUCCACAGCCUGAAGCUGCUCCACAGACUGAUGCUGCUCCACAGACUGAUGCUGCACCACAGGCUGGUGUUGCUGCACCACAGGUUGCUGCCCCACAGACUGCUGCUGCACCACAGGCUGGUGUUGCUGCACCACAGGUUGCUGCCCCACAGACUGCUGCUGCACCACAGGCUGUUGUUGCUGCACCACUGGUUGCUGCCCCACAGACUGCUGCUGCACCACAGGCUGUUGUUGCUGCACCACUGGUUGCUGCCCCACAGACUGCUGCUGCACCACAGGCUGUUGUUGCUGCACCACUGGUUGCUGCCCCAGAGACUGCUGCUUUUAAAGUAUUAAAGUAA
Messenger RNA from Calliphora vicina (urban bluebottle blowfly), 663 nucleotides. Its product is annotated as testis-specific gene A8 protein-like. NCBI's taxonomy places the organism in Eukaryota, Metazoa, Arthropoda, Insecta, Diptera, Calliphoridae. The record is from RefSeq and is a predicted model, not a curated record. The transcript is spliced from 3 exons. Bases 1 to 663 code for a protein of 220 amino acids.